AACAGCGAAAGAAACGAAAUCCCUCAUAGCCCUGGUGUUUAGUUUGAGUACAUAUUACAUUUAGUCAAGAUGGGCAGCAAUGUGACAACUGAACAGAGGAAUAACUCCGGACAGCAGAGCAGCAAUAUGACAACUGAACAGAGGAAUAACUCCGGACAGCAGAGCAGCAAUAUGACAACUGAACAGGAGAAGUGUUAUGACCCUCAAGACACAACACUUGUAUUUGUAGAAGGAGAUGAUGAUUUAGACUUUGAGUACAAUGACUUCAAGUCUCUCAGAGCAAAGAUGUCCUGUGGUCAUGCUGUCACUCCGAUGUCUCUCACCAACUGGUGUCGCAGGUUGCUGGAAAAGGGUGAGUGCAGAUUUGUGUGUGGCCAAACUAACUGUGAUGCUGAGUGGCCAUAUGAGGAGGUGUGUAAAAUGGCUCUUCUAACCAAAGAAGAAAUGAAGUACUUUGAAAAGAAACUGCUCAGUAAUGCUGCCAAGGAUUACUUGAAUGUCAAAAUAUGUCCUGGCUGCAAGUCUCGUGUGGUGAGAACUGAUCUCCGUGAUCUGAGCGUCAAAUGCACAGUGUGCACAGCUGAGAAAAAGAGGACUUAUAUGUUCUGCUGGCAGUGUUUGAGGGAAUGGAAAGGUCCGGCUCCACGUUCGGACCGCUGUGAAAAUGAUGGCUGCAUCAAUCAGCCACUAGAAACGCUGAGAAACUGUCCAGAUAUCAUAUUUGAGUCUGUGAAGGGGGUCACUGGCUGUCCCUGCAUCCGUGCCUGUCCCACCUGUGGUUUUCUGGUGGAGCAUAACAAAACUCAAUGUAAAACCAUCGUCUGUCCUCGUUGUAAGGUGAAGUUCUGUUUUGUGUGUCUAAAGUUUACUAAAGAGUGCCUGCUGGUAAACGCAUACAGACUUUGCUCCAGUGGUGUAGCACCUAGACAGACCUCUAUACCCGUGUGGCAGAGGAAAUAAUUCUGUUGAUUUAACAUUGUGAUCUCAAGAAAUACAAAUGCACAUUUGUACCUUAUUUUUAUUGUUCUUCAUAAUGCCAAUUAUGUUACUCAGACAGGAACUCAGCCCCAUACCAGCUUUCAAUAACAGUUAGAGCCUGAUGUCUUUUUUGUACUUAUACUAAAAUUUGGAACAAUAUCUCACCACAUGAUUAUAAUGUCCUUUUCUCCACAGUUGAAACAUUUACAGGCAUUUUCUUCUUCAAAAUCAAAAUUGUAGUUAUUAACAUGUCUUAAGACACUUCUAAUAUUUGAAACUCUGUUUAUUCUGUUUUUGUGAGAAUCAUUUUGCUUUAGCUUCUUUAAUGUUAUCUCAUUGUUGCAGUUUUUGUAAUUUUUAUAAUAUCUUUAUUCAAUCUGUUAAUUUCACAUUUCACUGUUUUAUCAUUAUAUAUAUAUAUAUAUAAUCAACUCCAGGCAUUCAGCUGCAUCACAUUGUUGAAAAACUGCAAAAGGAUACAUUAAACUGAAUCUAAUAUAUUAAUUUCA
Siniperca chuatsi (mandarin fish) is the source of this 1487-nucleotide messenger RNA. RefSeq names its product probable E3 ubiquitin-protein ligase RNF144A-A. The coding region runs from base 70 to 960 and encodes 296 amino acids. The transcript has 5 exons. NCBI's taxonomy places the organism in Eukaryota, Metazoa, Chordata, Actinopteri, Centrarchiformes, Sinipercidae. The record is from RefSeq and is a predicted model, not a curated record.